AUGAAGAUCAAGAAGAGUAUCGUGAGCGCUCCUCCGGCGCCGCCGGCUGAGAUCGCCUCCCACCCCAUCCAUCCUGAGCACAAGCUGCUGCUUGUCACCACCGAUGACGUGGAGUUCAGGUGCGACGGCUGCAAGGAGAGGUGGGCCGGCGGGAGGUACACCUGCGAGCACUACGGCGAGCAGCAGCAGCACCGCGACUGCGGCUUCGACCUCCACAUCGGCUGCGCGCUCGCGCCGGACGUGCUGGAGAUCCCUCUGUUGUUCGAGGGGUGCGCGUUCGUGCUCCUCCACGAGCCCCCGCCUCCCGACCCCGCUGACCACAGGGUCUGCGACGCGUGCGGCGAGAAGGUGCUCGGCCUCGUGUACCACUGCUUCGACCGCGACCUCGACCUCCACCCGUCCUGCGCGCGCCUGCCUCAGAGCGUCGACCUCGACGGCCUCACCUUCGAGCUCUGCCGCGACCACGUGCCGAGCCGGAGCUGCGUCCUCUGCAAGGGGCGCCGCUGCCGGCGCAAGUUCUUGUCGUAUCGCUCUGAGUGGGACGGCGAGGCCGUUUACCUGCACGUGGCCUGCGUGAAGGAGAUGGCUUACGAGAGCCUCAAGUCCGGCCACGGCAGCCAUGAGGGCGGCGGGAAGAUGGUCGUGCAAGCGAAUAAAGCCCCGUCUUUGAAGGUGGCGCUGGCGCUGAAGAAGGCUCAGACUAGCACCAAGCGCUUCAAACGUUUCCUUAAGAUUGUCGGAUUCUUCGCUCGCGUCGUCAUCGGCGUGAUCUUUGGGGACCCGACGGCGAUGAUCGCUGCGGUUGUGGAGGUUGUCUUCUCCGGCGGCGGCGGAUAG
Messenger RNA from Triticum turgidum subsp. durum (durum wheat), 837 nucleotides. Lineage: Eukaryota; Viridiplantae; Streptophyta; Magnoliopsida; Poales; Poaceae. The record is from the annotation of a GenBank genome assembly.